Nannospalax galili (Upper Galilee mountains blind mole rat) is the source of this 2100-nucleotide messenger RNA. It is a transcript of the gene Ocln, whose product is annotated as occludin. The record is from RefSeq and is a predicted model, not a curated record. Lineage: Eukaryota; Metazoa; Chordata; Mammalia; Rodentia; Spalacidae. Gene Ontology annotation, biological process: bicellular tight junction assembly. The coding region runs from base 272 to 1846 and encodes 524 amino acids. Gene Ontology annotation, cellular component: cytoplasmic vesicle; bicellular tight junction; apical plasma membrane. The transcript has 10 exons.
UCGAGGGAGUAGGCCGGGCACGCCACACCUUGGCGCUCGUGCCCACCUCCUGCUCCCUCUUUCCUCCCGCGGCCGCAGCGGAGUCUGGGGAGAGCAGCCUGGGCGCGAAGCAGUGGGUCCGGGAGCAGCAGGUGGGACCCUGGCCGGCAAAGAUCUUUAACAGUCUUGGUUCCCUCCUGGAGAGGUACCCAGUGUGGAACCUGAUGUUUGCUUAUCUUGGGAGCUGUGAGGCAUUGCUUAUCUUGAAGAUCAGCUGACCAGCGAAGCCACCAUGUCGGUGAGGCCUUUUGAAAGUCCACCUCCUUAUCGACCUGAUGAAUUCAAACCCAAUCAUUAUGCACCAAGCAAUGACAUAUAUGGUGGAGAAAUGCAUGUUCGACCAAUGCUGUCUCAGCCGGCGUAUUCUUUUUAUCCAGAAGAUGAAAUUCUUCACUUCUACAAAUGGACAUCACCUCCAGGAGUGAUUCGGAUUCUGUCUAUGAUGAUUAUUGUGAUGUGCAUCGCUAUCUUUGCCUGUGUUGCUUCCACACUUGCGUGGGACAGAGGCUAUGGAACCGGCAUCUUAGGAGGUGGCCUAGGCUACCCUUAUGUAGGAAGUGGCUUUGGUAGCUAUGGAAGUGGUUAUGGCUAUGGUUAUGGCUACGGUUAUGGCUAUGGAGGAGGGUAUACAGAUCCAAGAGCAGCAAAGGGUUUCAUGUUGGCCAUGGCAGCCUUUUGUUUCAUUGCUUCCCUGGUGAUAUUUGUUACCAGUGUAGUAAGAUCUGGAAUGUCCAGGACAAGAAGAUAUUACUUGACUGUGAUCAUAGUAAGUGCCAUCCUGGGCAUCAUGGUGUUCAUUGCUACAAUUGUGUAUAUAAUGGGAGUCAACCCAACUGCCCAGUCCUCUGGAUCGAUAUACGGUUCACAAAUAUAUGCCCUCUGCAACCAGUUUUAUACUCCUGCUGCUACUGGACUCUACGUGGAUCAAUAUUUGUAUCACUACUGUGUGGUGGAUCCUCAGGAGGCUAUUGCCAUUGUCCUGGGAUUCAUGAUUAUUGUAGCUUUUGCUUUAAUCAUUUUUUUUGCUGUGAAAACCCGAAGAAAGAUGGACCGGUAUGAUAAGUCCAAUAUUUUGUGGGAUAAGGAACAUAUUUAUGAUGAGCAGUCCCCCAAUGUUGAAGAGUGGGUUAAAAAUGUGUCUGCAGGCACACCAGACAUGCCUCCACCCCCAUCCGACUAUGUGGAGGGUGUUGACAAUGCCUUGGCUUACUCCUCUAAUGGCAAAGUGAAUGGCAAGCGUUCAUAUCCAGAAUCUUCCUAUAAGUCAACACCACUGGUGCCUGAAGUGGCUCAGGAGCUUCCUCUAACUUCGCCUGUGGAUGACUUCAGACAGCCUCGUUAUGGCAGCAGUGGUAACUUAGAGACACUUUCAAAAAGGGCUCCCACGAAGGGAAGAGUAGGAAAGUCAAAGAGAGCAGAGCCAGAUUACUACGAAACAGACUACACUACAGGGGGCGAGUCCUGCGACGAGCUGGAGGAGGACUGGAUCAGGGAAUAUCCACCUAUCACUUCAGAUCAACAAAGACAACUCUACAAGAGAAAUUUUGAUACAGGACUGCAGGAAUACAAGAGUUUACAAGCAGAACUUGAUGAGGUCAACAAAGAGCUCUCUCGUCUGGAUAAAGAAUUGGAUGAUUACAGAGAAGAAAGCGAAGAGUACAUGGCUGCCGCUGAUGAAUACAAUAGGCUAAAGCAAGUUAAGGGAUCUUCAGAUUACAAAAAUAAGAGGAAUUAUUGCAAGCAGUUGAAGAGUAAAUUAUCACACAUCAAGAGAAUGGUUGGAGAUUAUGAUAGACGGAAGACAUAAGGCAGUGUCAGUUGCCUGAGAAUGAAGGCUUAUCUGUCUGAUGUCUCUGCAAUUCUCUCCAGAGGCAAAGUGACUUUGGACUCUAAUGUUGGAAGUUAAAACUUUGAUCAUUACAAAGUUUCGGUAGCAUUAAUACCAUCAAUUUCAUAUCAUCAGUAUUGAAGCAUUUUAUAAAUAGCUUUUGAUAAUCAACUGGGCUUGAACACUCCAAUUAAGGAUUUUAUAUUUUAAACAUUGGUUCUUGUAUUAAAAAU